CUAAAUACACUAUAAAAUAAAUGGAACAGCUUAAUACUAGUAGUCUCUCUGGCACAGGAGGCCUUGAAGAUUUACCAACAGAAAUAUAUUGCAGUGCCUGUAGACUCAAAUUCGAGGAUCUGACCUCUUAUAAACUACACUUAACUACAGAAUUCCAUGUUUACAAUGCUAGGAGAAAAACAGCAGAACUCGCUCCUAUCAGUCAAAUUUUGUUUGAACAAAAGAAGAAGGAUCUGCUGAGCUGUCUAUCUUCCGAACAAAGCGAGCAUAACUAUUACUGCAAAGAUUGUAAAAGAGCGUACCAAUCUCCAGAAAUGCUUGAUCAGCAUCUAAAUUCAAAGAAGCAUAAGGCGAAGGCAAAGAAGAGUAAGAAGAUGAAGAACUCCUUCUCUACCCAAGACGGAGCUAGCAACUCAAAUCAGAUGUCUGAUCACCACUCUGAUAAUCCAUUUGAAGAAAUUGAUAAAACUCUUACUGAAGACUCGAAGAUUGAGGAGCCGAGGAAGACGACCAUGGACUCUUUGAAGAUCUGCCUGUUCUCAAACAAUGUGUCUAAGAGUGUCAAGGAUAAUCUGGACUACAUGAGAGUGAACUUUAGCUUCUACGUCCUAGACAUUGAUUGCUUAAUCAGUCUGAAGGCACUGUUACACUAUCUUGCAGAGAAGAUCCAUGUUGGGUUUACUUGCAUCCACUGCAACAAAAUCUUCAGGAGCUCAUUAGCAUGCCAGAAUCAUAUGAAGGAUAUGAGGCACUGCACUAUGAACUCUGAGCUAUUUGAGGAGGAAUACGAGUAUUUCUAUGAUUUUGCUCCAACCUACGAUGAAAACUUUGUUGGCAAAUGAUUGGAUGAUUUUGACCUCACAGAAGAGCCACUCGCAAAACCUCUCUCUGAAAAGAUUUUCAGCAAAGUCAAGAACGAAGAAGCUAAAGAAGCAAAUGAUAUGGAGCAGGUAGAUAACCCCAUGGAGGACAUCGUUGAGGAAGAUGGUGAUGGCGACUGGGAAGACAUCAAUGGUGAGGAAGUUGAAGAAGCUCAAGCCCAUGUAGACCAAGCUGAUAGCUCAGCAGGCUCAUUCCAAAAAGUAUCAGCUCCUUCUAGUUCAAGCUAUACUAUGAUUGAUCCCUCCAAGACUCAUACUAGUGAUCCUGUAAUCCAGGAGGAGGCUAAGUCUAUUGCUCAAGAGAGCAACCUCUCAGAGGCUGAGGUGACUAAAUUGUUGGAAAGGAGAAAGAAGAAUAGAUUUGAUUACCAAGUAGUGACAGAUACGUAUAAAGCAGCCACUGUGUUAGAUACAGGUGAAGUUCAAUUAGCAGAUGGAAGAAUUCUUGGACAUAGACAAUGGGCAAGAGAAUACAAACAAAGGAUCCCAGUCAGAGAUAUCAAGGAAGCUGCAAUUAUUAAGAGGCUAGGAAUUGAAUAUAAGAAGUUAGGACAAGAGGGUACUGUUUCGACGCAUUUCAACCAUCAACAUAUCAUAAAUCAUAGCAUGAGAAAAUUCAAUCUCAACAAAGAGUUGCAUAAACAAAAGAAACAACAGACUAAGGUUGACAAGAAGUCCAAUAAGACCAAGUUGACUCAUUUCAGAGACCAAUUACUGCAGUAAUCCAUUCAUUAGAAUACC
Moneuplotes crassus is the source of this 1622-nucleotide messenger RNA. NCBI's taxonomy places the organism in Eukaryota, Ciliophora, Spirotrichea, Euplotida, Euplotidae. The record is from the annotation of a GenBank genome assembly.